Messenger RNA from Pieris macdunnoughi, 660 nucleotides. Lineage: Eukaryota; Metazoa; Arthropoda; Insecta; Lepidoptera; Pieridae. The record is from the annotation of a GenBank genome assembly.
AUGGGACCGAUCCGGGGCAUAGCACCGUUACUGAUACGAGUCACAAGGAAGAAGAUUGAGAGCUGUAGAGAGGCAGGCCAAGAAGUCCAACUAUACUGGGUUAAAGCACAUGCAGGACUCCAGGGAAAUGAAGCUGCAGACACGGCUGCAAAAGAAGCAGCCCUUAACCUUAAAUGCAAACCACACUACAACACCUGCCCCAUAUCGUAUGUAAAACGUCUACUCAGAGAAAAGUCCAAGGCGGAGUGGCAAACACGAUAUCAGAACUCCGAAAAUGCAUCUGUCACAAAGAUCUUCUUCUCAUCACCGGAGCAAGCGUACAGGGCUUUCAAGAAUGGCAGACUUACUAAUAAGCUAACGCAGAUGCUCAAGGGGCAUGGCGGGUUCUCCGAAUACCUGCAUAGGUUUAAGUGUAAAGGGGACCCGACGUGCCCUUGUGACCAACAAAGCACCCAAGACGUAAGACACUGUCUUCUUGAGUGUCCGCGCCACGCCCUAGCAAGGCUCCUGGACCUCGAACAAGUUAUCGGAACGGGUAAAAUAACGAUGGAGGACUUGUCGCAAGUAAUGAACAAUGCAGAACUUAGACGCCAUUUUAAAAAUUAUGCGACAAAAAUAGUCACAACAUUACUUAAAGAAAAUAAGAGUAAAUUAAGCUAA